Molecule: messenger RNA, 1978 nt
Organism: Histoplasma capsulatum G186AR
Lineage: Eukaryota; Fungi; Ascomycota; Eurotiomycetes; Onygenales; Ajellomycetaceae
Product: cyclin-dependent protein kinase regulator Pho80
Exons: 1
Coding region: 419-1648 (409 amino acids)
Biological process (GO): regulation of cyclin-dependent protein serine/threonine kinase activity
Cellular component (GO): nucleus; cyclin-dependent protein kinase holoenzyme complex
Molecular function (GO): cyclin-dependent protein serine/threonine kinase regulator activity; protein kinase binding
Source: RefSeq, a predicted model, not a curated record
ACUGAGGAACUGUGUGCACGCCCUUCUUCAACUGCCAGCAAUAAUGCCUGAGUGAGCGGCUGGGACGACCAGAGAAUUUGCAUCCGGAGCCUGGCGGUUUGUGUCACCCUGCCCCUUCGCAGAGCAAGAUGCGCUUUUGCGGGACGCCUGUUGGUUUGGAAAGCUCUGGCUUAUUGGCUUCUCCCACUUUGCUUUCCACUCCCACUCCUCCUAUUACUAUUUCUGCUGCUGCUGUUGCUGUUGCUGCUGCUGCUGCGACUCUUGAUCCGACUGAGUCUCAGACAGGCUCCCUGGCGCUGUCUCCACAUAAUUUUAGCAGGGCCUCCGUUUGCCAUACUACUAUUACCUGCCCUGCCCACACUGCCCGCCGAUUGCGCCCACGUGCUCCAGUCCUGGCCGAUAUCUGUGAACAAAGGACAUGAUAGCCUCCUCUCCCACGUCGGCUGCGCUUCUGCGCGCUGAUCCCACCCAUUCUCCUGCCAAAGCCUUUCCAGGUUGCUCUCAACACUACAGUCCUACAGCCGCCGCUUGCAGGCAUAACAAUAAUAACCUGUCCACGACUUCCCCUUUAAUAAGCAAUUCCAACCCACCUCAUUCUCCUAGACCUUCACGACCCCGGCGACGCUCGUCUGAUUCCCACGGCAGUUCGGGCGUCGAGGAAAUACGAUCAGCCUUUCGAAGGCAGACUGUAGAUGCGGGAACCCAGUACUCUCGCCCAGCUACACCAGCGAACAACAAGCUGAACCAUUCGGCUCCAACGGCUGCUGGCGAGACGAUAUCCGCAGAGUCCACCAAUGCCACUUCUGAACUUGCUACGUCACAACAAAGCCAGGAGGGCGUCCAGUCACUGACUGACUCGCAAAUGCCAUCGACUCUCGUAGGCUCGAAGCGCAACAUUACUGGUCCUUCUAAUCUUCUGGCUACGGAUGGCGAAAAGCUGCAAUCAAUUGACCCAGACAACCGGGCGGAAUCUCUCUCCAAGCGACUGCGCCCUGAAAAACCCGCUGUUAAAGUCCUUCCCUGUCGUUACGAGGAAGCAAAUCCCCGCGACCUCGUCGUUUUGAUCUCCAGUAUGUUAAUGGAACUUAUCCGCUUUAACGACCAAAUCCCCCUCCGCGAUGGCCGCCUCACACGGUUCCAUUCGCGCAGCCCUCCUCGAAUCUCCGUCCAUGACUACCUCCAGCGCCUAACAACGCAUGCCACCCUUUCCCCUCCUAUCCUUUUAAGUAUGGUGUAUUAUAUUGACCGAUUAUGUGCUCUUUAUCCUGCAUUUACAGUCUCGAGCCUCACUGUACACCGAUUUUUGAUCAGCAGCGCUACCGUGGCGAGUAAGGGUCUCAGUGACAGCUUUUGGACAAACAAGACUUACGCCAGAGUUGGUGGAAUCAGCAUCGCCGAACUGGCACUAUUAGAGUUGGAAUUUCUGUGGCGGGUUGAGUGGCGUAUCGUGCCUCAGCCUGAGGUCCUGGAGGAUUAUUAUCAGCGCCUCGUCGAGCGAUGUGACGAGUAUGUGAUUCAGCCGGGAAAAGAUAGUGAUGCCCCACCUACAGAGAAAGAUGAGACUGCGGCUACCUCAUCGGUUAUGCGCAAUGGAGGAAGCACCUCUGCUAUGGAUGCCACUGCCACUACAACAGCCAACACGAAAUAGGAAUCCGGAAUUUGACAGUCUCCUUCCGAUUGGUUAACUCUGCUCCUUGGAAGGAAUGCGGCGUAUCUCGAUGUCCAGUCUCAAUGGCUUUCGACUCUGGGGUUUUCAAUCUCCAAGGCCUCGUCUGGUUGGAAGGAAAUCAAAACAAUCCAGUUCAGUAUUUCCUAAGACACAUGGUGAUCUCUCUAGGUACACGAAUUGAGUCUUUAUUUGGUGGAAGCACAAAUCUCGAGGAUAUUUAAACACACUCAUAUAUAUACUGUACAUGCGUAUAUACAUAGCGUCUCUGGCGAUAGCAUUUUCUUCAAUGUCAGCCCCGCUCUCAUAGUU